CAGGACCUCAAGAAAGAAGAAAAUUGAUUCUUCCAGGAUCUGUAGUUCAGUGUAUAUAAUAUCUAAGAAGAAAAGACCUGUGUACAUGCAUAUUGUUAUCUAUAUUGUUAUAUGGUAGUGUUUUGUGGCUUGAUUCUGCCAGGAGGAUCUGGAUCUGGAUAUUAUUUUCUCACACGUGGGGAAUGAGCGCGCAUGCGCAUUACAUCCAUAUAGGAAUAAUUAAAGGGUGUGUCCAAAGAGAUCAAUUUCGCAAAUGGCUACUGCUAGCUAGCUGUUUUAACAGAUAUUUUGUGAGUAUUGUAGCUAACAAAAAGCUAGCGCUUGAGUGCAAGGCUAACUCAUAUGUUGAAUAGAAAGUUUGUGCGGACAGAUGAUGCUAUGAAAGAUCCUGAAGAGACUGCAACAGCCUUCAAUGUGAGUCAAACUAGCCAUAACUCGAGAAAGAAGCUUUAGUUUGCUAAUCCACGAAUCAAAAUCCAAGAGAACGUGGCUAGAAGCCUAUAGAAGCUGUUAGUUUUCGUCGCAUUGUAACCGUUGAGCAGUUAUAGCUGGAAUACACACACACACAGACAGACAGACACACACACAGUCAGCUUUACCGUAUCCCUCGUGCGGCUACGCCUCGAGGCAUAAUAACGAGUGAAAGUGUAAAGCAGAAAAAAGUGCAUCCAUUUAUAACAAUAUGCGGCAAGAUAUGCUGUCUAGAAACAUUCUCAGCUGGUUAGUGCUACUGAUCGCCAUAGCUACUGCUACCAGGAGUGAGCACUAUCACAUUGUGCCAGUGAAUUCAACCGACUUGUGUAAUGGAUAUCGAAAUGGAACUUGUUUUACUCUCGAGCAGCUUGUUCAAACCGACUUGUUAUCUGGUGGAGACAAUCUCACUUUGAGCUUUCUACCUGGAGAUCAUGUGUUAACUGAGCAGUUAUUGAUUAUUAACUUCUCACACGUGCAUAUUACCAGUCAGAACAAAAGUGCAGUUGAAGUUAGAUUCAAUGGCAAUGGUGUAAUACGUUUUGUUAGUAUUACAAAAUUGAGCAUUAAACAUUUUGGUUUCAUUGGAGUGAAUGAUGGACCACAAAAUUCACAUCAAGGAUUGAUCAUUGACAGUGCCCACGAUGUCUAUAUCAAUGACUGCUACUUUAUGGACUUUGAAUUACUCAAUCACACUCACAUAGUUAAGAUUGCUAAAACUCAAACUGUAACAAUUGAGAGCACUCUCUUCAUGAACAACACUGGUUUGGCACUGCACGUUGAGGCUGAUGAUGUGUGCAUAACAAACAGUGUAUUCACUAGAAAUGAUGGAGGUGCAGUUUACAGUGAGUCAAACAAUGCACAUCUCAACAACACAGAGUUCAAGUAUAACAGUGCUAGUACUAGGGGAGGAGCAAUAGAAGUGGUAUCUGGUACUGUAGUGAUCACUUGGUGUAACUUCACGAAUAACAAAGCUUCUCAGGAUGGUGGAGCGUUUUAUGCUGGCUCAGGCAGUAGUGUGAACAUCUCAUACAGCACACUCACAAACAACAUUGUCAAUAUGAUUGGUGGAGCGAUUGGUAUUCACAAUGGAAGUGUGACCAUCUUCAAUAGCACCCUGACAAACAACAGUGCUGGCUAUGGUGGAGCGAUUCAUGUUGGCUCAGGCAGUAGUGUGAACAUCUCACACAGCACACUCACAAACAACAGAGUGGACGGGAGUGGUGGAGCGAUUCGUAUUUACAAAGGAAGUGUGACCAUCUUCAAUAGCACCCUGACAAACAACAGUGCUGACCACUAUGGUGGAGCGAUUGAUGUUAAUUUAGGCAGUGUGUCCAUCGCCGACAGCACACUCACAAACAACAGUGCUGAUUGGAGUGGUGGAGCAAUUGGUUUUUACUCAAGCAAUGUGACCAUCUCUGAUAGCUUACUGACAAACAAUAGAGCUGACGGGAAUGGUGGAGCGAUUGAUUUUAAUUCAGGCAUUGUUUCUAUCUCCGACAGUACACUGACUCACAACAGUGCUGGCAUAAAUGGUGGAGCUAUUGAUAAUCACUCUGGCACUGUGUCUAUCUUUGACAGCAUAGUAACAAACAACAGCGCUAACAGGAAUGGUGGAGCGAUUCGUGUUAACUCAGGCAUUAUGUCUAUCUCAGACAGCAGACUGACAAACAACAGUGCUGAUAGGAGUGGUGGAGCGAUCGGUGUUUACUCAGGCAGUGUAUCUAUCUCCGAUAGCACCCUGAAAAACAACAGAGCUGAUAACUAUGGUGGAGCAAUUGAUAGUAGUUCAAGCAAUGUUUCUAUCUCUGGCAGUGAGCUGACAAACAACUGUGCUGACGAGAAUGGUGGAGCGAUUGAUAACUACUCAGGCGGUGUGUCCAUCUUCAAUAGCACACUGACAAACAACAGUGCUGACAAUGGUGGAGCGAUUGGUGUUUACUCAGGCACUGCGUCUAUCUCAAACAGCACACUAAUAAACAACAGAGCUGACGCAAAUGGUGGAGCGAUUAAUGGUGAUUUUGGCAGUACUGUGUUCAUCUCUGACUGUACGCUGAAGAAAAACACGGCUACAUCUGGAGGAGGAAUAUUUCUGAGUGUGGGUACACUCAUAGUAAAUGAGCCAAUAACAAUCAAUCUCAACACAGCACACCAGGAUGGUGGAGGAAUUUAUGCUCAUUCAAGUAGAGUUGAUUUUCAAUCUGUGUUACGAAUUCCUGCAAACAUUGUUGACAACAUUGCUGAGAAUGGUGGAGGUAUUUAUGCAGUAGCUACAACCAUUAAACUAACUCGAUCACACGUUAACAUCGACUCAAACACAGCAACUGCUAGUGGAGGUGGAGUGUUUCUUCGGCAAAGUUCAAAACUGUACUUAUUUAAAAAAGACUAUGAAGAUGUUGAUAAAGUAUAUGUAAAGCUAAUGAUUAACAACAACUUGGCACAGUACGGAGGGGGAAUAUUUGUUGCAGAUGACACAGAGAGUGGUGCCUGCAGAGGAGGGGUCAUCGAAACUGGUGCUACUCAAUCCAUUUUUAAGGACUGCUUUAUUCAAACAAUCAAUUUGAAUGAACCCAGUUUGAAAACAAACCACUUCAACACAUUUAUGACUAACAACACAGCUACCCAGUCAGGAGCAGACAUCUAUGGAGGUCUGUUAGACAGGUGUACAGCAGAAAAAAAUGCUGAAUAUUACAAUUCUUCAAAUGGAUUGGACUACAUAAAAAGAACCGUAAAACCAUCCACUGAGUUAUCAAUUUCCUCUUCGCCUGUUCAAGUAACUGUUUGUAACUAUUCACAAAGUGACUAUGUUUUCACGAAAAAGGGACACACGUACAAAAUCAGUGUUAUGGCUUUUGACCAAGUUGGAAAUCCAAUCAAUGCCACAAUUCACAGUUCUGUUAUCACUAAUAGUGGAGUUGGCCGUCUCAAAGAAGGACAGGCUGAACAAAUAGUUGGCAAUCAGUGCACAGAAUUAGAGUACAAUGUAUUCUCACAAGACAGCUCUGCUCAACUGGAACUCUAUGCUGAUGGUCCAUGCAUCAAUUUAGGAAUUUCAGGACAACUUAUCAAUGUUUCUUUUCUACCAUGCACAUGCCCCAUCGGACUAAAACCAAUUCAGUCCGAUAUUGAGUGCAAAUGUGACUGUGACCCAGACUUGCAACAACUAUAUCAGAUAACGAAUUGUUUGGAGGAAAAUGAAACCAUAAAGCUGGAAAGUAAUAACAACAUAUGGAUAGAAUUCAUAAAUACUACCAACAAAACAGGGUAUGUUGUUAGUAACAGUGCAUUUGACUAUUGUGUAGAAAAACCAGUUCACAUCAGUCUAAGCAACUCUGACCAGCAGUGUGCCUACAAUCGAAGUGGUGUCUUGUGUGGAGAAUGUGAACCAGGACUCAGUCUUGUGUUGGCUACGUCAAAGUGUAAAGAAUGCUCUAAUCUUUACCUUUUUCAACUAAUUCCAUUUGCGCUGGCAGGCAUAUUGUUAGUUGUUUUAAUUCUUGUGCUCAACAUCACUAUAGCAACUGGAAAUAUUCAUGGCCUCAUUUUUUACGCCAACAUAGUAGCUGCUAAUAGAGCGAUUUUCUUUCCUAGAAACAACUUUUUAACCGUUUUUGUAUCAUGGGUGAAUCUUGACCUGGGAAUCGAGACUUGCUUUUAUGAUGGAAUGAACUCUCAAGGAAAAGUGCUCCUUCAACUUGUCUUUCCCACUUACCUGUUUCUUCUAAUGCUUCUUAUUAUACUUUUGAGCAAGUACUUUGACUCAUUUGCAAAGCUCCUCUCCAACAGGAACCCAGUUGCUGCCCUAGGCACACUCGUCCUACUCUCUUAUUCUAAAUUUUUACGGUUUAUUGUUGCAGCACUACAAUUCACAGAAUUGCAUUAUCCUGACGGUUCAACCAAAGUUAUUUGGCUGUACGACGGCAAUGUGCAAUAUUUCACUCCCAUUCGCAUCCCUCAGUUUAUUGCUGCUAUCAUAAUCCUCAUUGCUGGUGUAAUGUUCACUGUACUGCUCUUCUUUGGACAAUGGUUUCCUCGCUGUUCCAAGGUUAUGAUAUGGACCAAGAACACAUACUACAAUGGUUUCAUGGACACAUACCAUGCUCCCUUCACUCCCAAGCAUCGCUACUGGGUAGGACUGCUCCUCUUUGCUCUGAUUGCUCAUAAUUUAGUAGUUUCCAUGGCUCCAAAUACGUCUCUUCCUGUUCUAUCUGCUGGAUGCAUUGCAUUCGGACUGAUAUCAUUGAACAACCGAGUGCACAAAAAGCAAUUUAACGAAUAUCUAGAAACAUUCUUUCUGCUUAAUCUCGGCAUUCUAUCUAUUGGUACUUCCUAUGUUGUUGAAACACAACAACAGCAAGAAACACUGACCAUUGUUUCAAUGUCUAUAGCUUUUAUCCUCUUUGUGAUAAUAAUCAGCUACCAUUUCCACCACUUUAUACUAAAGAACACCAAAAUAUGGCUCAAGAUAAAGGAAGUCACAAAGAUGUUGAGAAUUAGUGCUACAGAGAAAAAGCACCAACAACCUAAGAAUGCCAUGGCAAUGCAUCAGUUUGCAGCCAAUGAUAAUGAUGAGCAACUUAAUAAUGCUGAGCAAAUAGACAUUGUGAACGCACCUUACACGAAUGGUGCUGCUGUGGAAGAAGCUGACCCUGAUCGCUACAUCACUCCUCCUAUCAUCAGACCAGCUACGAGGCCGGAACAGCUGAGACUCUCCUACAUGGAUGAACUAGCCCCCCUCACCACAGAUGACUACAGGCCAGCCCCUCCCCCUCAAAGAGUCAACCGUCGCCCUGUUGUUACGUACACAGAAAUCGCCGGACCCUGUGCGCAAUGAAGUAUGAACUGCCUUACUUGGUACAAUUUUACAUGUACAGCUUAAAACAAUGUUCGUUUUCACUAGUUAGCUGCAUGAAUAGUGAUUAGCUGUUGUAGGCAAUUUUAGUUUUAAAGAGGCUUUCUGUAUUAACACUGAAAAAAUGGUUGCGCUACAUGUAUAUAUACAUGUAUUAUAUCUAUAUAAUUAUGAUUUGUAUUGAAUAUUAAAAAUUAUUUUUAUUUCUGCCAUUUUCAUUUUUGUUGAUCGUAUUAAUGUCCUGAAAAAUACUUUGGUGGGAUUCUAUUUAUAAUCUUGUAGGUUUUAAUUCCAGUUUGUAACUGUCUUCUUGAUGAUAGUUUAGCCCAACCCAGUUCUCCUCUAAGG
Messenger RNA from Halichondria panicea, 5671 nucleotides. RefSeq lists its product as uncharacterized. Lineage: Eukaryota; Metazoa; Porifera; Demospongiae; Suberitida; Halichondriidae. Bases 683 to 5305 code for a protein of 1540 amino acids. The transcript is spliced from 2 exons. The record is from RefSeq and is a predicted model, not a curated record.